This is a messenger RNA of Paraglomus occultum, 544 nucleotides long. The record is from the annotation of a GenBank genome assembly. Lineage: Eukaryota; Fungi; Glomeromycota; Glomeromycetes; Paraglomerales; Paraglomeraceae.
ACUCAUCUGGAAAGUCCGCUGGAACCAGAAGCCGAUCCAUUUCUAAAAAAGCUGAAGAGGCUCAUUUUUGAAACAUUACCAACAUUCCUCGAUGCAUUUGAGAUGGCAGAGGAUAAUCCUCUAAAGAAUUAUGAUAUGCUUGAAGAGGAAUUUAUGAACGUGUACAUCCAUCCUGUCUUAAAGAAAGCGCUUGCGCGGUUUGCGGGAAAUCGCUAUGUCCCUGGUAACAAAGCAAUUAUCGCUUCUGGUUACAGGAAGUUGGUCACAAGGCAGAAAGGAAAUGCUGACCGCGCAGACGGAAUCGCCUAUACGUCUGACGAGAGUUCCUAUGAGAUCUCUGUUACAGAGGGUAGCAAACCAUAUCCUGUUGAUUAUAAAAAAGAGAUCUCAGACUAUAUUCAGAAUGGACGGGCAGGAAAAGAUUUGUUGAACUUUGUUGUCAUUUCGGAAGUGAAGUUAAAACGGAAGCUGCCAACGCAAUUUCGAAGCUAUAUGGUUCAGUGCUUUGGGCUGAAUCUCCGUUUUUAUUUCAUGGAUUACCUAG